Ostertagia ostertagi is the source of this 1143-nucleotide messenger RNA. NCBI's taxonomy places the organism in Eukaryota, Metazoa, Nematoda, Chromadorea, Rhabditida, Trichostrongylidae. The record is from the annotation of a GenBank genome assembly.
AUGCCAGCCCACGAACUGGUGAAACUCUUCAAGGCCCGCAAGGCCUCGCCGGUCGAGGCGACCAAAGCCGCGCUCGCCCGCAUCGACGCCUUCAACGGCCAGCUCAACGCCUUCCAGCAUCUCGAUCCCGAUUCGGCGAUGCGCCAGGCGCGCGCUUCCGAGAAGCGCUGGAAGAAGGGCGGCAAGCGGCUCUCCGACAUCGACGGCGUGCCGAUCACCAUCAAGGACAUGGUGCUGACCAAGGGCAUGCCCACGCGCAUGGGCAGCCUCGCCACCGAUCCCGACGGCCCCUUCAACGUCGACGCGCCGGUGGCGCAGCGGCUGCGCGAGGCCGGCACCGUGCUGCUCGGCAAGACGACCUCGCCGGAGUACGGCUGGAAGGGCGUCACCGAUUCCAGACGCUGGGCGCCAAGAUCGUCGAGGACUCGCCCGACUUCCAUGGGCAUGGACCCGCGCAAGGUGCUGAACGCCCACUGGCAGUCCAACGUCGCGCUGCUGCUCAAGAACUUCAGCCCCGAGAAGCGCGAGCUGAUGGACCCCGGCCUGUUGAAGGCCGCCGAAUACGGCGCCCAGCUCGGCCAGGAAGCGGUCGUCACCGCGAUCCACCAGCGCCAGGCGAUCUCGGCGAUCAUGAAUCAGUUCAUGGCCAAGUACGACCUGCUGCUGACGCCGACCAUGCCGAUGACCGCCUUCGCGGUGAACGAGAACGCGGCGUGGGGCGGCGACGGCGUCGACAUCGGCUGGACGCCCUUCACGCUCACCUUCAACCUGACGCGCCAGCCGGCCGCCGACCAUCCCCUGCGGCCUCGACCGCGAGGGCAUGCCAAUCGGCCUGCAGAUCGUCGGCGCCCACACAAUGGACGCCCUCGUAAUGCGCGCCGCGGCGGCCUACGAACGGGUCCGCCCGAUCCCGGCGCCGCCGAUGGCGCAUCAGAUCUGACGGAAAGGGACGACGCGUCGGAUGGCAAUCAGCCACCAGACGCGUCUCUACAUCGCGCUCGGCGUGGCGCAGGUCGCCGCGCUCGCCCUGCUCGCCUGGUUCGCCGAGCGGCAGGUGGCGCUGGGGCCGACGGACAAGCUGGGCUGGCGGCCUUUCUCAUGGCCGCUCUCCACGGAGCGCGCACCGGCCGGGCGUGCCUAUAG